Messenger RNA from Microplitis demolitor, 4510 nucleotides. It is a transcript of the gene mub, whose product is annotated as poly(rC)-binding protein 3. The transcript has 8 exons. Gene Ontology annotation, biological process: regulation of RNA metabolic process; regulation of gene expression. Bases 89 to 1384 code for a protein of 431 amino acids. Lineage: Eukaryota; Metazoa; Arthropoda; Insecta; Hymenoptera; Braconidae. Gene Ontology annotation, molecular function: mRNA binding. The record is from RefSeq and is a predicted model, not a curated record. Gene Ontology annotation, cellular component: cytoplasm; nucleus.
CUCUUCCAGUCCCUAUUUCCCUGGCGCGAAAUCGCGCCAUCAAAUCCGCGAAGUGGCUAAACAAACGGGAAUUCCAUCUGUUGACGGUAUGGAUAACAAACCAGUUUUGAACGAUGACCCCUCGGUCACCCUCACCAUCCGACUUAUUAUGCAGGGCAAAGAAGUUGGAAGCAUCAUUGGCAAAAAAGGAGAAAUUGUCACGAGGUUCCGUGAAGAAUCUGGUGCAAAGAUAAACAUAUCAGAUGGUUCGUGUCCUGAGCGAAUAGUAACAGUAACUGGACCAACCAACUCAAUCUUCAAAGCUUUCACCCUGAUAUGUAAGAAAUUCGAGGAAUGGUGCUCGCAAUUCCACGAUGUCUCGGGCGGAGGCGCUGGAGGUGGCGGUAAUACACCACGUACUCCAAUCACCCUACGGCUCAUCGUUCCCGCGUCUCAGUGCGGAUCUUUAAUCGGCAAAGGCGGUUCCAAGAUCAAAGAAAUAAGGGAAGUUACUGGUGCGCUCAUUCAAGUCGCGUCUGAGAUGCUUCCCAGCUCCACAGAACGUACAGUAACUAUCUCCGGUACCAGCGAGUCUAUUACUCAGUGCAUAUAUCACAUUUGCUGCGUCAUGUUAGAGUCCCCUCCCAAAGGUGCCACGAUUCCUUAUCGCCCUAAACCCCAAGUCGGUGGGCCAGUGAUCCUGGCUGGUGGGCAAGCUUACACCAUCCAGGGUAAUUACGCGGUGCCCGCCCACUCGGACAUGGGAAAACUAGGUAGUAAUCCACUGGCUGGUCUAGCAGCCCUAGGUCUUGGUGGACUGGCAGCGCCAGCCAAUACCGGGGGAUUAAACCCAGCUGGUAUUAUUAAUAAACUAUCAGCAUUAGCGGCAUUAGCUGGAAGUCAAUUACGUACAAAUCAUACAAAUCGGCAACAACCGGCAGCUAAUAACCAGACACACGAGAUGACUGUACCAAAUGAAUUAAUUGGGUGUAUUAUCGGUAAAGGUGGUACUAAAAUUGCUGAAAUACGUCAGAUAUCUGGUGCUAUGAUCAGAAUCAGUAAUUGUGAAGAGCGUGAGGGUGGUGCUACUGAUCGCACUAUUACUAUCACUGGUAAUCCAGAUGCAGUUGCACUCGCGCAGUAUCUCAUCAACAUGAGAAUUUUUUUAAGUGAGCGAGCGAGAGAAAUUCAGAGUAUAGAUAAAGAAAUAAGAGAGAGAAAUAUUUAUUUUGUAUUGAGAGAAAAAGAGAGGAUGUGUCAAUUGAAUUCAAUACAUUCAAUUUCAACCAACUAUGACCCAGGCUCCUGCCCAUAUCUUCGGAUAUCAAUGGAGACUGCAGGAAUGGCUAUUCCCGCAUAUCACUACAUUGCACCGAAUCACAUCGUCAAGUCACCAAUUCAUUAAAUAAAUGUAAUUUAAUUACAUUUAAAGUAUACUAUUACUCGUAUCGUACUAUACGUUUCUCAAAAAAAAACAUCUAAUAUAUAUAUAUAUAUAUAAAAAAAAAAUACAUAUAUAUAACCACGCGUGGAAAAAGAAACAAAAAAAAAUGAAACAAUCAAGACAUAAAGUCGAUAAUUAAGUAACCGAUCGCUUAAUUAUAAAAUAAUUAAACACUAAAACAAUCCAACACGACACAAAAAAAUUUGAAUUUAAAAUGUAGUAAAAUGAAGGCGCCGAAAAAUUGUACAGGAAACUAUUAAAUGGUUAAUUUAAAACAAAGAUGGAGGAUCACGAUUAUUAAGGUGAAUAAAAUAUUAAUUAAUGAUUAAUUAAUUAAAAAAAAUAAUAAUAAUAAAUAAUAUGGACAUCGCAGUUAACAAACUGCCGAUUGGUAAAGGGAACAAGCCAAAGAUACGUUAGUUUUCAUUUUUAUAUUUAAAAAAAAAUAAAUAAAUAAAAUAAUUAAUUAAUAAUUAAUAAAAAAUGGGGAAGACUAAAAAUAUAUUAAUUAAUUAAAUGGGAAUACAAAUGCGGGAUUAAAAAUAAUUAAAAAAUAUUAAACCGGACGUUAGUAUUUUCUAUAUUGUCUGCGAAUCCGGUCGACUGGAUAUUAAGAGACGAGUGAACGUUAAUGAUAAUUAUUAAUUGUAAUAAUUAACCGUGUAAAAAAAAUUUUUUUUCAUUAUUUAUUUAGAUCUUGUUCAUUACGAAACUCAGAUCCUGACACAAACAUGACUUUCGUCAUUAAUUUACUCCAACAUAUCGUCUAGCAAAUCCGUGUUGAUUAAUUGCGUAUUUGAAAUAGACUUGAAAUAUUAUUUAGAAAAAUGUAACCUAUUUAUGACUACAAUGCGUUUAAAGUUUCAAAUUCAAACACUAGAUAAAAUUUUUCUGUAAAAAAAAAUUAUCUUUCCUUCUACCAUUUUUCUACAAUUAAGUCAUUACUGCGCAUGCGCAUUAGUGUUAAUUCAUGGACUUAAUUAUAGUCAAGUAGGGGGAGAAGUCCAUUUUUUUUGCAGACUACAAUUUCUUGCUGGAAAAUUCAUGGUGUUAUGUCGCGAUUUAAAAUUUGUGAUGGAUUCAGAUCUAAAUUUCAUAUGAAUAUUAAUUUUUUUUAUACGGGUAAUAUAUAAAGUUUAUUAUUAUUAUUAUUUAAUUAAAUUGGGGAUUUAUAUUUUAUUGUUAUUAAAAUAAAAUAAAAGAUGAGAAUUAAAAAAAAAAUAAUAAUUCGGACAGACAGGGUUAACCGAUAACAUUAUGAUUAAUAAUAUAUUAAUUAAUUAAUUAAUUAUUAAUAAAUAUUAAAUGAUACAUAUAAAAUAUGUUAUCGGUGUAAUUGACGCUUUUUAAAUAACACUAGACUAUUUUAUCCUCGUGAUUAUAAAAUAAAUGAUAAAUUAUUAUUAUUGUUAUUUUUUGUUAAUUAAUUCGAUAAUUACUCGUUCACGCGUCUCAAGAAACGAUUUAUGUAGAAAAUAAAAAAAAAAUAUAUAUAUAUAUAAAAGAAUAUGAAAUAUUAAUAAUAAUGAUAAUUAAUUGAAUAAAAAAGAAAUAUUUAUUAAUGGGUAUAGUUGAUAAUAAUUAAUUAAAUUAAAUAAACAAAUUAAAUUAAUGGUGUGCUUAUAUUAAUGUAAUUAAUACAAUUAAUUACAUGGUAUCUGGGUGGUUAUUAAUGUAGAUGCGUAGCUUUUGCAUGCAGACAUCAUUCAAAAUUAUUUAUUCAUUAAAUUAUAUAGGAGGGGCGGAUAUUUAUUAAUUAAUAAUAAUAAUAGAAAUUAUUAGCAACUGAUGAUUAAUUAAUUAAUGACAUUUAUUUUAAAAUAAAUAUAAGGCAUUACGUUAAAAAAAAAGAAAAAAAUACUAAACAAUUUUUCUUUUCUUUUCUCCGGAAGAUAAUAAUAACGAGCUUAAUAAGUAAUUAAUCGUAACGUUAAUAAAAGUUAAUUAAUGUAAUUAGUCAUAAUUUUUAACUCGUAAAAAUUCAUACCGGAGAAUAAUUUUUUUUUUUUUGUAAAAAGAUGUGUUUAGUCUUAUUUUUGAAAAACAAAUUAAGUUAAAUCUACAGUCGAAUUUCAUUAACUCGGAUGAUUAAUUGGAAAUUUCUUUGAAUUUGUUAAUUAAUGCCUCUUACCCUUAAAAGUAAACUAUGGCGCAUGCGCUCUUAUAUCUACAUAAUUAAUGCAUACAUAAAUAUAUACAGACACAUAAAUGUAUAGCAAAGAGUGGGAGACUAUGUAGGUCGUAGUGGGGGUUAAGAUUGAGGGGAAGUUCCGAGUUAAUGGAGACUUUAAUAAUAAUUAAUUAAUUAAUUGCAAUACUUUUUAAAAAUUAAUUAUUUCGUUUAUUUAAUUUUCGAUUUAAUGAAAAUAAAUUAAAUAUAAAAUGAAACUUUUUUCUAAAAUAAAUAAACAAACAAAUAAGUGAAAUAUUAAAAUAUCAAUAUAAAUAUAUACAUACAAAUAUAUAAAUAUAUUUAUUAUACAAUAAAAGAAAAAAAAAUAAUAAUUAAAAAGUUAGUAAAAAUAAUUAGCGCUAUACGAGAGGUAAAAGUUCAAAGUGCGUUCUCUCAUUAGGAGACUUGAGAAAAAACUUAACUAGAAAAAGUUGAAUAAGAAAAAGUAAGCGAGGAAAAUUUUAAACUCAAAUCCCCCCUCCGAUUUUAAAACUUCAUUCUCCUUAAAUCUUUGAUAAAUUUAUUUAUCAUCGAUCAGUUUAAUUAUUAUUAUUACAUAUUUAAAUACGACUGAUAUUCUUGAUAAGCAAUUAAGUCUUUUUUUUUAUAUAUAUACAUUAUAUAUAAAGUAUUUAUAUUUACUAUUAUUAUUAUUGCUAAUCCAUAUCCAAGUAGCUUUCAAUGCAGACAUAGAAAUACAUAUCUAAAUACUAUAUCUAUAUAUCUCUUAUAUUAAUUACACAAUUUUAUUUAUAAUUAAUUUUUAAAAUUGUACUUAAAUCGUGCCAAUACCAAAAUUAUCAAUUGAAAAGUAUUAUCAGAGCUUCCUUGUAAAAAUAAAUCGCCUCAGUUUCGAAAGUAAUGAAUUUAUAAAAUUAUUAAUCUGUGAUUUUAUUGAGGCUCGAAAUUUAUUU